AUGGCUGACAAAGGCAAAAAGGGCAAACCCGGGCCAGCACCUGCCCCAGGGACCGCACCGGCGGCGGCGGAGCCCGCUCCUGCGGCGGCCAAGACCGAGGAAAAGAAAGAGGAGAAGCCGAAGUCGGUGCAGCCCAAGGAUGAGGUGGGAACGAGGAAAGGAUGUCGCCGCUACAGGUGGGAAUUCAAGGACAGCAACAGAGAGUUCUGGGUUAUGGGCCACGCUGAAGUCAAGAUCCUGAGCUUGGGCUGCCUAAUAGGUUCGCUGAUAAUGUUCACCGGCACCACUGUGCACCCUCUCCUGACACUCAUCAUCACCAUGGAGUUGUCCAUCUUCUGCUUCUUCAUCAUUGUCUACACCUUCGCCAUCCAGAGAUACAUGCCCUUCAUCCUGUGGCCAAUUUCUGACCUUCUCAACGACCUGUUUGCCUGCGGCUUCCUUGGGUGGGCCGUGUACUUUGCUGUGACAAGUCGGCAAACCAUGCCACUGCACUACGUUAUUGCUGUGGUCCUUAUUGGUGUGGCUGGACUUUUUGCUUUAAUCGAUGUAUGUCUUCAAAGAAAACACUUCAAAGGCAAGAAGGUCAGAAGGAAUGUGCUGAUUCCUCCAGGAAAGGAAAAAGAGGGUGAAAAGGCAAAGGAAGGGGGAAAACCAGGGGAAGGAGACAAGGGGAAGGAUAAAGGAGCAGCCCCAGCAGCCCCAGCAGCCAAGGGAGGCAAGAAGUGAGGCCGGGUCCCCGCAAUCGGAAACGGCAGUGUAUUUUACAACAAAACAGAUUUCCACUGUAUAACUUGUCUUCUCUGUAGAAUGAUCUUCUUUUCCAU
Molecule: messenger RNA, 824 nt
Organism: Camelus dromedarius (Arabian camel)
Lineage: Eukaryota; Metazoa; Chordata; Mammalia; Artiodactyla; Camelidae
Gene: CMTM2
Product: CKLF like MARVEL transmembrane domain containing 2
Exons: 4
Coding region: 1-726 (241 amino acids)
Cellular component (GO): membrane
Source: RefSeq, a predicted model, not a curated record